Molecule: messenger RNA, 2410 nt
Organism: Juglans microcarpa x Juglans regia
Lineage: Eukaryota; Viridiplantae; Streptophyta; Magnoliopsida; Fagales; Juglandaceae
Product: BTB/POZ domain-containing protein At5g48800
Exons: 4
Coding region: 264-2132 (622 amino acids)
Molecular function (GO): protein binding
Source: RefSeq, a predicted model, not a curated record
GGGGGGUGGGGGGGAGGUGGGGGCGAAAGAAUGACCCACAAGAGAGGCCCAUUUGCUUUGGACAAUUGCAAUCUAUGGCUUUGAACAACGGCUGUUGACGAAAAUGGCCGAAGAAGAAGUUCGCCAACACCAACAUCUCCAACUGGGUCUCUGUCUUUGUCUCUUUCCCCGGUUCACUCCCUCAACCCCACCACCACUACCACCCUCUUUUACUCUCUCUCCCCUGAUAUUCCAUUUUUCUCUCCGGAAUUCUCUUGCUCUCCAUGGACCGUAACGACAAGCAGCAGCUUCCGCUUCAGCACCACCACCAUCAGCAGCUGUCGUUGGCAAACUGCGCACGGCAGCAAUGCAAUGAAUGGAUUUUUCGGGAUGUUCCAAGUGAUAUUACCAUACAAGCGAGCGGAGGAACAUUUCCAUUACAUAAGUUCCCACUCGUCUCUAGAAGUGGGCGAAUUCGAAAGUUAGUUGCAGAACAUAGGGAUUCUGCUAUCUCAACGGUGGAGCUUCUUAAUUUACCAGGAGGUGCAGAGUCGUUUGAGUUGGCAGCCAAAUUCUGUUAUGGGAUCAACUUUGAAAUUACGUCUAUGAAUGUUGCACAGCUAUGCUGUGUUUCUGAUUACCUUGAAAUGACUGAAGAGUUUUCAAAAGAUAACCUUGGUUCUCGCACUGAAGAAUAUCUUGAGAGUAUUGUUUGCAAGAACCUUGAAAUGUGUGUUGAAGUUUUGCAACAAUGUGAAAAUCUACUCCCUCUUGCUGAUGAGCUUAGAAUAGUUAGUCGUUGCAUAGAUUCAAUAGCCUCAAAGGCUUGUGCAGAGCAAAUUGCUUCAAGCUUCUCACGCUUAGAGUAUAGCAGCUCAGGGAGGCUUCAUAUGAACAGGCAAGCCAAGUGUGAUGGUGACUGGUGGAUAGAAGAUCUCUCUGUUCUGCGGAUUGACUUGUAUCAAAAAGUCAUGACAGCAAUGAAAUGUCGUGGGGUCCGUCCUGAGAGUAUUGGUGCAUCACUAAUGAGUUAUGCCCAGAAAGAGUUGACAAAGAAAUCCAGCUUGUGGAAUCCAUCUAGCCAGGCAAAAGUGGAUUUGCUUUCAGUUCCAACUGGACAUGAAAAACUUGUGGUUGAGACAAUUGUCAGCCUCUUGCCAGUGGAGAAACUUAUUGUUCCAAUAACUUUCCUUUUUGGGCUUUUGCGAAGUGCAGUAAUGCUUGAUUGCACAAUUGCUUGUAGACUUGAUCUGGAGAGGAGGAUUGGGUCCCAGUUGGAUAUUGCUACUCUUGAUGAUCUUUUGAUACCUUCUUUCAGGGAUGCAGGUGAUACCUUAUUUGAUGUUGAUACAGUUCAUAGGAUUUUGGUAAAUUUCUCACAGCAAGAUGAUAGUGAAGAUGAUAUGGAAGAUGCCUCUGUAUUUGAAUCUGAUAGUCCUCAUUCACCUUCCCAAUCUGCCUUGUUCAAAGUUGCAAAAUUAGUGGAUAAUUAUCUUGCCGAAAUUGCUCCUGAUGCAAAUCUCAAGCUGGUUAAGUUCAUGGUUAUUGCAGAUGCUUUACCAGCACACGCACGUACCAUUCAUGAUGGGUUGUAUCGAGCCAUUGAUAUUUACCUGAAAGCACAUCAAGGGUUAUCAGAGUUGGAUCGGAAGAAGCUAUGCAAAUUGAUUGAUCUCCAAAAGCUUUCUCAAGAAGCUGGUGCACAUGCUGCACAAAAUGAGCGCCUUCCUCUCCAGUCUAUUGUACAAGUGCUCUACUUUGAGCAGAUAAGGCUCCGAAAUUCCUUGAGCUGUUCCAAUGGAGAAGAUGACCAAAAGCCAGUGCACCAGUCAUGGCGGAUCAGCAGCGGUGCACUAAGUGCAGCAAUGUCUCCCCGAGACAACUAUGCAUCAUUGAGACGAGAAAAUCGUGAACUAAAACUUGAGCUAACACGGUUGCGGAUGAGACUAAAUGAUCUCGAGAAAGAACAUGUUUUUAUGAAGAGGGAUAUGGAGAAGUCCAACUCUCGUAAAUUUAUGAGUUCUUUCUCAAAGAAAAUUGGUAACUUGAGCUUCUUUGGACAUAGUUCUUCAAGGGAAUCAAGUUCCCCAUCAAAGCAUUCGCAUAGAACAGACUCUAAGGUUAUUGAGAGAACAUGUGCAAGCACAGAUUAGGUAAUUAACAUCAAUGGGAACUUUGUUUUUUCUUUUGUUUAUCACCUGUUAUCUCCUGUAUUUGUUGAGCAUUUGCAUGUUUUAUCUUUGGUGGGCUUUUUACUUUGUAACGUUUCUUUUUUCCUUUUAGUCCACCUUGUAAAUGAGUUCUGGUGCUUUGAGUUAGCAAGAGUAGCCUCUUGAUUGUAAGUGAUGGGCUUUGGUAAUUACUGCUUUAAUGUCUACACAAAUGUAAAAUAAUCUUUGAUGUGGACAUGCAUAAAAUGGUCAUUCUGUUA